Messenger RNA from Haliotis rubra (blacklip abalone), 3316 nucleotides. RefSeq lists its product as uncharacterized. The record is from RefSeq and is a predicted model, not a curated record. The coding region runs from base 861 to 2357 and encodes 498 amino acids. The transcript has 12 exons. Lineage: Eukaryota; Metazoa; Mollusca; Gastropoda; Lepetellida; Haliotidae.
GGUUUUAAAGGGGCACUGAUGCGUAGCACUUUGCGUGGACGGGUUGUUCCCUUUGUUAUUGUUUUCCUCCCGCGAGUGCCCGGAUGAUAUCCCAGAAUUCUUGACUGGAUUGUGACCUCUGCUGCGCCACUCGUGAACGCACUUAUUUCGUAAAUAGAGCAGCGCCACCUAGCGGGGGUAACUAGCAGCGCUACUUGGCGUGAUCACUCCCGGCUUAUUUAUAAAAGAAAGCCUGUCACCCGGCGAAAUGGAUUUACUUUUGCUCUGGCUAUGGGUCGAGGACGUACGACAGAAUCGGCAAAGAAACGAAGAAUACAGGAAGAAAGAAAGAGGAGGAACCAGUCUCGAAUCUGUUUAGGAGUGCACUUUGACAGAUUCAACAGCUUGAGGGAAAACACGGAGUCAAGCAAGAGCGAUGUCAUCAAACAUCUGCUCGAUGUUCACGACCAAUUCUGCGACUGCAGCAACGUUCAAACAAGGGAUACUGAUCAUCAUGAACUGACUUGGUCGAUAUCAACAUCGGGAACACCGCCGCUUCCUAUCACGCCUGGACCUGAUUUCAGUACUCCAGUUUGUGAUCAAGUUGACACUCCGGAACAUUUCGAGUUGAUAACUGUGUGGUUGCCAGUGAGCAUUGUGACAGUUUGUCAACCUUGGCAGCAAGUUUACAAGAUUCUCCAGAAGUUCCAGACCAGGCACCGUGUGAAACGCCACAACCAAGUUUCAGCCUCAGCAGAGGACAAGAAGAAUUGGUGGAUGAAAUUGGGAGCUGAUGAGGAAUAUGACCCUAAUGUCAGCGAUGCAAGGGCUACCUUUGAGAAGACUUGGACACGUCAGCAGUUGAAGAAGAUCUUCUGAACAUGCCACUGCCAGAGGAGGAGGAAGAGGAGGAAGAGGAGGAGGAAGAAACAUCAGAGCCACUACUUCACCUUGUCUCCUCGCGGAAGUUCAUUUGUUAUCUGGACCCUGUCAUGGAUUUAGUGAAAGAGAAAGCUGGUGACACUUGUACAAGACCACAUUGCGAUUCACCGCUAACUUUCACAGACAAGACCCACGGCACAGCUUUAGUCAUAAGAUGGAAAUGUACUUCGGGUCAUUCAUGUGGAUCCUGGGCCUCUCAGCCAAGAAUGAAAAGGAUGUUUUGUGGUAAUCUCCAGCUGGCAACCAGUAUCCUCUUCAGUGGCAACUCAUACAAGAAGAUAGGCCUUCUAACCAAGUUCCUAAACCUUGGAUGUAUUAGCGAGCCAGCUUUCUACCAGGUCCAAAGACUGUAUGCAGCACCAGCAGUGGACAUGUUCUGGAACGCAAUGCAGACACAGCUCCUUUCAGAGAAGGUUCGGCAACAAUUGGAUGUCCGUGUUGCGGGUGAUGGUAGGAAUGAUUCCCCUGGUCAUUCUGCCCAGUUCUGCACUUAUUCCUUUUCGGAUAUGGACACAGAUGCAAUAUUACACCUCGAAGUAGUAGACGUUCGUCAGUCCACAUCCAGUGUGGCAAUGGAGAAGGUGGCAUUCAGACAUGGACUCGACUUCCUCAUUUCGAAGGUGAAGGUCACUGAAGUUGUCACUGAUCAGAGUUCAAUGAUAACCAAACUCAUGAAACCUGGAAAACGUCUAAUUGCUUGUUGCAAACCGAAUUCGGUGCUGAGGCAAUGGAUUGCACCCAUCAAGAACCACUUCUGGUGGAGUGCACAGGCCUGCGAAGGACACACCAUCAAAAUGAAGGAAAUCUGGAUUAGAGUCCUUUCCCAUGUGUGCAACAUUCAUGAAUGGCACAUUGCAGGGCACACAGAAGGCAAGUGCAUGCAUGGUCCUAUUGAGCAGACUGAAGAUACCGGACGGCCAUGGUUGGACAAAAAGAGUCCUGAAAUGGAUACCCUACGACAAGUCGUCGCAGAUCCAAAGUUCCUGGGGAAGUUCCACUACUUCCGCAAAUUCAGACAUACCGGUGCUCUGGAAUCAUUCAACAGCCAUAUCUUGAUGUACUCUCCAAAGCGUCACUCUUACCAGUUUACGGGCUACCGUGCAAGGAACCAAUUGGCAGCAAUUGAUCACAACCACCAUCUGCAUCGACCGGAUCAGAGAACGAGUGACGGAGAAACAAUAUACACAGGUGUGUACAGUAAGAGGACCCAGCGCUGGAGACCAAAGACUGCCAAAGUAGAGAAGAACUAUUCCUACAGAUGGGACCUACAAAUGUUGGCUUUCCAGAAACGACAAAACGAGGAGACUGGAGGUCUGAAAAGAAAAACACCAAUGACCGAUGAUGAUCCGAGACGUAUAUCGUCAACAAUUGCAAAGAGACCCUGUCCCCCAAUCGCAGAGCUUGUGAGUCAGUGUGUCACACGAUUCAAGAAGUGAGGAGCUGAACUGCAUCCAGUUCCACACCCAGACAGUCAUAUUUACAGUCAUUAACAAUUGUCGUAGGUCCAUCCACCUUGUGUAUAACGGUUGUCCAGAGUGUUUUUUGUUAUAUAUUUGUUUUUGUAUUAUGUUUUAAUUUCCAAAAGGUACAUAUUUUAACAGAUGCUACAAGUAACAAUAGUACACCAUCAUUUAGUUUUUCCUCGUGGGACCACAAAGGGUCUAGGUAACCCAAUCUUCGCAUACUACAUAUUAUUGAGUUUGGAGAGCACACAGAGAUGACCAAAAUGUACAACAAUUAGCUUUGUCACCAUGUAUUUACGUAAUUUGUAGUAUCUUUUUAUCUCACUUUUGAAAUUUUCCUCUUUACAAUGAGACAAGAAGGUUCUUAUUUUUUUAGAUCUUCGACUGCGUUCAAACAGUAGGUGCCAUACAGACUCUAAUGUUUGUUUGAAAAAUGUACAUAAUAGUGAUUCUUUUCGUAUGUAAAUAAGCAUUGGUUGUUAAAUUAUUCUGACAAAUCAGAUAUUGGAAGUAUUCAAAUUUACAUUUUGUCUACAUCAAUUGGGCAUUAUCCAUACAUUCAAGUUGUCUACCUAAUAUUUCUCUCCAAAUCACAUAGUAUGUGUCAUAGUAAGACAAAUGGAUAACAACUUUCCCACAAGUAAAUGUUCUGGGCUGCUUCUUGCCCCUUCGUCAGUACAGUAUAUUUAUACUGGUGUACAGGAAACCACAUAUCUAAAUAUGUAUAUACAAGCACAAGGGAAGGAGAUGUAAUAAUUGUGUACAAAGAAUGUGUCAAACACAGAAAAACUGGUAAAACAUUUGUUCUGUAGUAUUGUACUGUUUUCUGUAGUCAUGGGUGUAGAGGUGUGUACAGAAGGAAACAGGAUGACCACAUUUUCAUCCCCUUGUCUAAGUGUUUCUAUGUAAUAAAGUUUGAAUCGCUACUGAGA